AUAUUUUUCAAUUUUCAUGUCACCACAUCCCCUCACUCCAUUGGAUUUCUCCAGACACUGGGAUCUGGGUCCUAUAAAAUGUGCCAAUGUGAGCCAUAGCAUCUCACUUCACAACUCACACUUUCAACCCCAUCCAAUCCUCACAUGCAUGCUGUCUCUGCCAAAGUGCCAAGUCACAUAACAUUUCCAUUGUUACCAUUCUUUCUUUCCAUCACAACCACUUAUUAAGCCUCUGAUCCUCACUUUCUCUCACACAAAAACACACUCACCAUGGAUCAUCGCAAACCAUUGCUACCCACUUCCUCUGAUGCUGCUCCAAAUCCACACACUCGCAAGGACCUUCUUCUAGUUAUUUGCGGCUUGCUAUUACUCUCUUCCCUUGUUGCCUUUGGAGGGUACAGGGCCUCCAACGCGCCGCAUGCCGACGUGGCAUCGGCAACAUCGAACGAUGAGCAACGUAGUCCGACAUCGGUGCCUUCUCCGAAAUGGUACCCGGUUUCGCGAGGUGUUUCUUCCGGGGUGUCAGAGAAGUCAUCAAGCAUGUUGUUUGCGGUUAAAGAUGGAGCUUCGAAGGCAUUUCCAUGGGACAACAGCAUGUUGUCUUGGCAGAGAACUGCUUUUCAUUUCCAACCAGAGAAAAACUGGAUGAACGAUCCCAAUGGUCCUAUGUACUACAAGGGAUGGUAUCACUUUUUCUACCAAUACAACCCGAACGGUGCAGUUUGGGGUGACAUAGUUUGGGGACAUGCAGUUUCAAGGGACAUGAUCCAUUGGCUUCACCUUCCACUGGCAAUGGUGGCUGAUCAAUGGUAUGACAUGCAAGGUGUGUGGACAGGCUCAGCCACAAUCUUACCAAAUGGUGAAAUCAUCAUGUUAUACACAGGUUCCACCAACGAGUCAGUGCAGGUUCAAAACCUUGCAUACCCUGCAAACCCCUCUGACCCUCUCCUUGUGGAUUGGAUCAAAUACCCUGGGAACCCCGUUUUGGUGCCACCACCAGGCAUUGGGGCCAAGGACUUUCGUGACCCAACAACAGCGUGGCUCACCUCAGAAGGGAAGUGGCGAAUCACCAUAGGUUCCAAGCUCAACAAAACCGGCAUUGCGUUGGUUUAUGACACUGAGGACUUCAAGAACUAUGAGCUCAAGGAGGGGCUGCUUCGUGCUGUCGCUGGCACCGGCAUGUGGGAGUGUGUGGACUUCUUCCCUGUGUCCAAGGAGAAUGAGAAUGGAUUGGAUACUUCUAUUAAUGGGGCUGAGGUGAAGCAUGUGAUGAAGGUGAGCCUGGAUGAUGAUAGACAUGAUUACUAUUCAAUUGGGACUUAUGAUGAGAAGAAUGUUCUGUUCACACCAGAUGAUGCUAAGAAUGAUGUUGGCGUUGGAUUGAGGUAUGACUAUGGGAUAUUCUAUGCAUCCAAGACGUUUUAUGAUCAGAAUAAGGAGAGGAGAGUUUUGUGGGGUUGGAUUGGGGAGUCUGACAGUGAAUAUGCUGAUGUGGCCAAAGGUUGGGCUUCAGUUCAGAGUAUUCCUAGAACUGUGGAGCUUGAUAGGAAGACUGGCAGCAACUUACUUCAGUGGCCUGUUGCUGAGAUCGAGAGUUUGAGAUUGAGAAGUGAUGAAUUUAAAAAUUUGAAGGCUAAACCAGGGUCAGUGGUGUCAGUAGAUAUUGAAACAGCCACGCAGUUGGACAUUGUUGCCGAGUUUGAGAUAGACAAGGAAACCCUUGACAAAAUUCCUCAAUCCAACGAGGAAUACACGUGCAGCACCAGUGGUGGAUCUAAACAACGUGGUGCCUUAGGACCUUUUGGUCUUUUGGUUUUGGCAGAUGAGGGGCUUUCUGAGUAUACUCCUCAGUAUUUUUAUGUCAUUAAAGGGAGCAAUGGAAAUCUUAAGACUUCCUUUUGUGCUGAUCAAUCAAGGUCUUCUCAGGCAAAUGAUGUCCGCAAGCAAAUCGUUGGCAGCGCUGUUCCAGUUCUUAAAGGCGAAAAGUUUUCCUUGCGGAUACUGGUGGACCAUUCUAUUGUUGAAAGCUUUGCUCAAGGUGGAAGGACGGUUGUGACAUCUCGGGUUUAUCCAACAAAGGCAAUCUAUGGAGCUGCUAGGUUGUUCUUGUUCAACAAUGCUACCGAGGCCACUGUGACAGCCUCACUAAAAGUUUGGCAAAUGAAUUCUGCAUUUAUACGCCCAUUCCACCCUGAUCAGAAGAGUUAAAAAUUUGAAUUGGAGAUAGAAGAGCUAUAGUCACAAAGGAUUGGAAUACAUCUUGGGUUGGCAAUUUGUACUUAUCAGUUGUAAUGUCCUCCCCUGAAUAACCGACAUAAGGUUAUGGUUCUUGCUCAAAGCGCAUUCCUUCAUUUUUGCCCAGUUAUGUUUAUCAGAAUUUUUGUUGUAAUUUUAUCAUAUCAUGUGAAAUGAUGCUUACAAGAGAAUCUGUUCAAAGAAAUAUGAUGUUAAUGUUAUCCAAUUCUAUGCUAAAAAUAUUUACAUAUGGAAAA
Messenger RNA from Glycine soja, 2492 nucleotides. RefSeq names its product acid beta-fructofuranosidase. Gene Ontology annotation, biological process: carbohydrate metabolic process. The transcript is spliced from 7 exons. Bases 271 to 2208 code for a protein of 645 amino acids. Gene Ontology annotation, molecular function: beta-fructofuranosidase activity. NCBI's taxonomy places the organism in Eukaryota, Viridiplantae, Streptophyta, Magnoliopsida, Fabales, Fabaceae. The record is from RefSeq and is a predicted model, not a curated record.